Molecule: messenger RNA, 516 nt
Organism: Phytophthora sojae
Lineage: Eukaryota; Oomycota; Peronosporomycetes; Peronosporales; Peronosporaceae
Exons: 2
Source: RefSeq, a predicted model, not a curated record
GUUUACCAGCGAGCGAGGAAUGAGACGUUUGCGGCUAAGGUGAGCGACUACGUGGGGCUAGACAUCGGGGCGCAGUGCAGCGCCAGUUGGUGGGGAGCUCAGUGUGAUCGGCCCUGUAGCGCUCAGAACUGCGUGAGCGCCACUUCAGUAAGUUCUCGAAGUUUCAGCACCAAGAUCGCGGCGAACGACACCGACAAGGAUGAAGCCCCCGAGGUCGUGACGAACUACGUUUACGACGUCCCCGAGAAGAAAUCCAAGCCAAAGACUCCAGGCUCAGACUACGACGACCACGACGAUCAAGAAGAUGAUGACUUUGACCAUGAACUGGAAGACGAAGAGGAAAGCGAGGAAGACGCCUUUGAAUUGCGGCCAUUCAUGUCGGAGGAUGAAGACGAAAUGGCGUAUUUUGCGCACCGAAUGGGCGGUCCAGACUUUAAGUUGCUACGUCGUCAUGUGCUACACCCACACGGCCGGAUUCGUUCGAUAUGGGAUACGAUCACCCUCUUCUUGACAACG